Messenger RNA from Cyanistes caeruleus (blue tit), 3716 nucleotides. Lineage: Eukaryota; Metazoa; Chordata; Aves; Passeriformes; Paridae. The record is from RefSeq and is a predicted model, not a curated record.
GCUGAAUAUAAAUAUGGUAAUAUUGUACACUUGAGAGAAUAUACUGGUUUCCCCAAAAAGGAAUUUCUGCUGUAAGGUUUUACAGCUGUGAAUUGCUUCUGCCUCUUGAUGGCUGACACUGACUUUCUGUUUAGGAAAACAUAGGAAGACUGGAAGAGAUGUGGCUAUCAAAGUCAUUGACAAGAUGAGAUUUCCAACUAAACAGGAAAGUCAGCUUCGUAAUGAAGUAGCCAUACUCCAGAAUUUGCACCACCCUGGGAUUGUGAACCUGGAAUGUAUGUUUGAAACCCCGGAACGUGUCUUUGUUGUGAUGGAAAAGCUGCAUGGGGAUAUGCUAGAGAUGAUUCUCUCCAGUGAGAAAAGUCGACUUCCAGAACGAAUAACUAAGUUCAUGGUCACUCAGAUACUUGUUGCUUUAAGGAAUUUACACUUCAAGAAUAUUGUGCACUGUGAUUUAAAACCAGAAAAUGUACUACUAGCAUCAGCAGAACCAUUCCCUCAAGUGAAGCUGUGUGAUUUUGGCUUUGCACGCAUCAUUGGUGAGAAGUCUUUCCGGCGCUCUGUGGUGGGCACUCCUGCGUACCUUGCCCCUGAAGUGCUCAGGAGCAAAGGCUACAACCGCUCCCUAGACAUGUGGUCAGUAGGAGUUAUUGUCUAUGUGAGCCUCAGUGGUACAUUCCCAUUUAAUGAAGAUGAGGAUAUCAAUGAUCAGAUUCAAAAUGCAGCAUUUAUGUACCCACCAAAUCCUUGGAAGGAAAUUUCUAGUGAAGCCAUUGAUUUAAUAAACAAUUUGCUUCAAGUGAAGAUGAGAAAACGUUUCAGUGUCGACAAGUCUCUUAGUCACCCAUGGUUACAGGAUUAUCAGACUUGGCUUGACCUCAGAGAAUUUGAAACACGCAUUGGAGAGCGUUACAUUACCCAUGAGAGCGACGAUGCACGCUGGAAAGAACACGCUUACGAACACAACCUCGAGUACCCCCAGCACUUCAUUAUGGCUCCUAAUCCAGAUGACAUGGAAGAAGACCCUUGAACUGUUCAUUAUGCUAAAUUGCAGUAAAGAAGGAUAUGCCAGGCAGAAACUGAAGCUAAGUUUUGGAACAGCUAUUGCUCUUUCCAAAUGCUGCACACACAGUUUGCUGUGUAAAGCCCCAGAGGAUCCUGCAUUGCCAUGGGAAUACUGUCAUCUGCUUUUCUCCAUCCCUGACUUGAACUCUGAGUGGUUACUGGACAGUGGGAUAAAAAACCCUGUUGGGUAACAUUUCAUUGAGCUGGGUGGCUACAAAGCCAUUACUGAGGAGCAGUGUGUACAGACUGAAUGGUUGGUGUUCUUCAAGGGCUUUUGUUUUUUUCAUAGCCUAUGCAGUAAGAGUUUUGUACUAGUUUUCUAAUCCCUAUUUACUAGGCCAUAGAGGACUGUUUUCUGUUGCUUAGAUACAUCUCCUGUUUCUCAAACUGUGGAUGGUGAAGAGACUCCAUAAAGAAAACAGUACAGAAUAUCUUGGCUAAAGCAAAACUGGGUGGUUUAGUUGAAUACAGCUUCAUAGAUGAAGGAAUGAUUUGCUGCUGUUUAGACAGUUAAAUAUGUGUGUCUUGGCCCUAACUGAACUUUUUACAGAUAGCAACAAAAAACACAAAAAAAAGCCAAAAAAACCCCUGUAACUUCUUACAUUCCUCUUGAAAUGCUAGCUGACAGUCUGAGAUGACAAUCAAAGCUGUGCUAGGCUUUUAUUUUGUCUGUUAAAAAAAGCAGUAAGCCACAAUAGUGUGCUGCUGGGCAAGGCUGGCACGUCAUUGAUACACACCUAAGGCAUUUUGCCUUAAAACUACACAAGUAAUGCAGAGAGAGCACACAAGACUUGAUGUAGCAUAUUCUUUCACUCUGGAAGAUCAGCUUCUAGCAGAAGGAUGUGGAAAAAUAGGGAAAAAUAUAUGCAGCUUUCUUCUGUCGUUUGAGUAAUAAGAUUUUAAAAUUUUUCUAAUUUUUUAAGGUUCCCUGGACUUACAUCAGGAGUAGUUUGUAGCCUGCUAGCUUGUUAACUCUGCUCAAAACCUGGAAGUAACAGUGGAUACCACAUCACCUGUUGCUUCUGCCAGGGCAGCUGGAUUGUAGGAGAAAGGACUUUGCCUUCCCACCUUAACCUGCAACCCCUCCCAUCCUCUUUACUGUGCUCAGAACUGUUUGAGCUGAAUGAACAGUCCAAAAGCACCUUCUCAGUUUUUUCUGUGCACAUGCCUCAAUUGAAGGAUUCCCACACACUGACCGGACUUGUGGCACAAUAGAGGGGUAAUAGAGCAGUGUUCUUUGGAAAUUAUUCCCUUGGAAAGUUCAAGUUAAUGGUAUUUCAAAGAAGUUUGAGGCAAAUUUAAAUUGUUUAAAUGCAAAUGGAAGAGAGUUUUUUGUUUUAAAAACCAAAAAGGGUGAAAUCCUUUUUUUGUGGGAUAACAGUGUUGAGGUGCUGGAUGGCUGUAUUGCAUCCCUGAUGUGCCAAGCUGCUUAACUAGAGCUUAGUUGGAAGUUUUUCCAAAAUACUGAUACAGGCUUGAGAACUGCAAAGGCAGUGAGAGGCUUUUGGGUAUCUCCUCUCUCCUACAAAGAUUUUUCUUUUUUUAUUUGUGUAUAGAUUUUUUUUUUUUUCUACUGUUAUUCAGGUAAGGAAACAGGUGAGGAGAUUUUUAAGUUGUUAGAUAUACCUAAAAUGUUACAUGGUUAGUUCAGAGCUGGCAGCUACUUGCAGUAGCAGUGGUCAGUGGCAGCUGCAGAAGGAUGUGCCCACAGGUAGGUUCGGGUCUCUAACUCACUCUUCCUUUUUCCAUUGCCCUUUAUCUAUCUGCCACUGCAUUUUGUAGGUGUCUGUGUUGGCAAAGGCUGAGAUCUGGAUUCUUAACCGUUUAGGGAGGGUUUCAGGACUGAUUGUUCAAAGAGGCACUGCUUUUCACAUCUGUAACCAGAGCAAUCACCUCUGACAUUGGUAGUUUGGUAUUUGCCUGCUCUUGGCAAGGAAAGCAGUGCUAUUUUUCAACUUCCAGUGCUCAAGUGACCAAAUUUCAGUGAAGUCAUUGCUAUAUUCCAUCCUAACUGUAAUAAAUUAGAUACAGUUUGGUUUUAAACUUCAGGUUUUUUUUUUACUUGAGCUGUUACUGUGUUAUUUUAAGGGAGGAAAUAAAGCAGCUCAGUCACUUGAAAAAGCACAACAGGAAUAGAGGAAGGAGGGGAAAAUACCGAAGUAGAAGGACUGACUUUUGUCUCUCCCCAUGAAGUCUGCUCUGCUUCAAAAUAUUAUAUGAGCUAUUUAUUCUUCAAGUUGUAUUAAAAAUAAUGCUGUUGGCCUUUGGAGGAGAUUGCCUGAUCACAUGCAGACUUAUGGGGCCAGACAAUAGAAGCCACAAGCAGCUAGUAGUCAAGAAACCAAAAAAAUCAGACUUAUAUUAUGAGUAAAAUUCCUAGAGUAGUAAAAAUAGCUGAGUUUUUUACUCCCUUUUUUCUGCCUUUACUGCAGACUUUGACAGCAGUAGGUUACAGUGUUUAAUACCCUUACCCCUAGAAGAAUUAAGUUGCAUUCAUUCAAGCAAUAGUGCUAUGGUGAUGCUAGAAAAAAGCUCAUGUAAAAUUUAUAGCCUCAAAAUGACACUGUCAAGUACUUUUAUAUUUUUAUACACCCCAUUGUUUGUAAAUAUCCUCUGUUAAGCUUGAAAAUAAAAUUUAUUUCCCUAUCAGA